GUAACACUUACGCCUCAUUGGAUGAAAAACAAGUAAAAUACUUUGUAGUGUUUGCCAGGUGUUGUUUUGGAUGGUUAUUGUGCUCUUUCACAAGAAUGGGAUGUUGGGGGGGAAAAGUAGCUCCCCACUUGUGUGUCAAUGACACUGCUAUGACCAAAAUUUGCAUUCUAUUUACGAGGCUAUAUUUCUUAUAAAUUAUUGUCAUUUUUUUCCACAUUCUUUGUUGUUUGCAAUUAGCCAGUGUUAGCAUCGCUGUUACCUACUGUACAUAAGGGGCUAACUCCGAGUUAGCUCCAGGUUGUUAUCAGGCGAGAAAAACAAGCAAAGAAAAACAAACAUGUCGUCGUCUCGCUCUUUCUAACCACAGCUGCUCGACCGCACAUUUUCUAGGGACCAAGGGUUGACUUUGCGGAUGUUUGGAGGCUAUUUUAUGUCGGGGAAACACUUGCAUUUUGUCACGGGUUCCGUGAACGCCUGCUAGCUGACAGACAACAAAUGAGGGCUAUGCUAACUAAUAUUUUGGGUUCGUGUGAGCCCAUCGAUAUGUUAUAUGACGAUAUAACUGUCUUCUUCUUUUCCUCCACUGAUUUAUUUUUGAAUGGUUAACAGAUUUAUGUAAAGAUGUCACCGCAGGUUCUUAAAUUGUGACUUUUUAUCCUUCAGCAAUUUGUAACGUCCCACAAUGGUUAUAUUUGUUUACAGUCUUUCUGGGGGGAAAAUUGUUAAAAGAGAUUUUUACAUGGACGUAUAUUUCCAUUUUUUUCCGCGUUGGGGUGAGAUUAAGUUUUUUUUUUUCUUUUUUUUCUCGGGCAACGGAGCUCAAUUGUUUUGUUUUUGUCCUGCAGCGAGACGCCGCUCUCUGAUUGGUCAGGCUGUUACCAUCCGGAACAUGGCAGAGGACGUCAGCAUCGAGAGCAAGCACGAGGUCACCAUCCUGAGUGGACUCAAUGAGUUUGUGGUCAAGUUCCACGGACCCGCCGGAUCACCUUACGAAGGAGGCGUGUGGAAGGUCAGAGUGGAUCUACCAGACAAAUACCCCUUCAAAUCUCCAUCAAUAGGUUUCAUGAACAAAAUAUUUCAUCCCAACAUUGAUGAAGCGUCAGGAACAGUAUGUUUGGACGUCAUUAACCAGACGUGGACGGCACUCUACGACCUCACCAACAUCUUUGAGUCCUUCCUGCCCCAGCUGCUCGCCUACCCCAACCCCAUCGAUCCUCUGAACGGGGACGCCGCCGCCAUGUACCUUCACCGACCGGAGGAUUACAAACACAAGAUCAAAGAGUACAUCCAGAAGUACGCCACAGAGGAGGCGCUAAAGGAGCAGGAGGAGGGCGGCGGCGAAUCCUCCUCUGAGAGCUCCAUGUCGGACUUUUCUGAGGACGAGGCUCAGGACAUGGAGUUGUAGUUCUUACUUAAACCAGACUUAUUUUUUUACAGCAAGAUUUUUAUGGUUACUUGGACCCGUGUCACACCUGGCUCCAGGUUUUAUCGUUGAGAGUCCAGACUGAGAAGGCUGGAAGAAACCAUGCGGAUUCCCCUUUUUUUCCCUAAUCUUCCAUUUGGAACUGGAGGACCUGCAGACGCAGUGAAAAAGUUGCAGUCUGAGUGUUUGAAUGUAAUCCUGACAAUUAGCGGGAAUCAAAGGAGACGCUCUCCGUUCUCCCGACAUCCCGUUCCUCCUCUCCGUUUUAGGAAAGUCAUUGUCAUUCUCUUGAGUGUCUUUUGUGUAUUGGUGUGGCAUGACGCAGAGUUCAAGUUGUCUAAGCUUUGUGGGGGGUGGGAGGACACCUGGUUCUGGCCGGACAUUGGACUCGGCUCUCAUGAGAAUUUAGUUGGAUUUUAUAUAUUUUUUUAUUUUCUAAAGCGCUGAAAAUGUUUUGGUGUUUUUUUUAAACACAUUUUUAUGCGGUUAGCUAGCUAACUUGUUCGUUAGUCGGCUAGCAAGCUAGACGGUUGGCAAGCUCGCUGGUUAGCUUGAUCACAAGUUGAUAGUUACUGACAGUCAAAGCUCACUAGUAUGUAGUUAUCAAGCAAGCUUGCAACUUGGUUAGCAAGCUAGCUGGUUAUUUUUGUGGCCGAAGUUGUUAGUCAGUAAGAUAGCUAGCUUAUUAGCGAGCUAGUUGUUUGGUUAGGUUGCAAGUUGAUACUGUAUUUUGUUUAUCAGCAAGCUAGUGAGCAAUUCAUUCUCAAGCUGGGUAGCUAGCUACUUUGUUAGCAAGCUAGUUGGUUAGCAAACUAGCUAACUGGAUAACGAGCCCGUUAGGUAGCAUGUUCAUCCUUUGUCAGCAAGAUAGCAGAUUAGUUUGCCAACAAGCUAGCUGGUUAGUUAGUAGUUAGCUCCCUAGUUUGUUAGUCAGUCAGCUAGCAAGGUAGAUUAUCAAGAUCGUUGGUUAGUUAGGUAUCUAGUUGUUAACAAGCUAGCACAUGGACAGCUAAUCAGGUAGAAAUCUAGCUUGCUAUAUGGUUGGCAAGGCAGCUUGCUAGUUGGUUAGCAAGCUAGUUAGUGUUAGCAGGAUUACGCCAGUUACCUAACCUAUUUCCAUUAAAAAAAAUUCCAUCUUCCAUAAGCCAGUUUAUGGUUUUAAUUUAAAUUGUGUUAACAAAAUACAGCUAUACCUAUUUGUUAAAUAAAUAAAUAUGCUGCAAACCUUUUGAAAUGAUGGCAAAAUAUUAGAUUUCUGUAGCAAUUCUAGCAUAUUCAGCGUAGCAUGUCGGCCACGUUGAGGUACGACUGGCCUUUUAUUGAGCAGCGUUUCCUUUGUGAUGAAGUGAAAUCAGAGCAUUGAAUGAGGCAGUUCAAUUCUCAUGAGAACCGGUCGGCCAAGGCAUUGUGGGUGGGUCCUUGUUUCGUUGUUGCCUAGUGCUUGUACCUAACUGUACUAGUUGUUUGACUUGCGUAGGGAUAGCUUUUGUUUCUUUUCUUGCAGGUGGUGAAUCCUAACGUCGGUUUUAUAUAACACACUUGUACAUGUUUGGGUUCCUGUGAAGACGACGAGAAGUAGGACUUGACUCUUGUUUCAAUCACAUCUUAUAUGCAAAUUGUAAAAUGUUACGUUGUCCAACUGAAGUGCUCUUUUAUUUCCCCCACCAGGCAGUCAACAUUCCAACAAUCCUUCUUUUGGUCACUUACUUUUUCUAAAGGCUUGUUGCAGCAGGACCACAAGUCAUGUAGAAUCGCACUCAGAAAAGUUAGUUUAUACUAAAGUUAAAUGCAGUGCAUUACAUUCACUGUUCUGUGUUUGAGAAAGGGAAACACACAAGCAUUCUCAAUCAAAGUUUACAAUGAAUUCUUUUGAGACUAAAGCUGCGCUUGGUGCUAGUGUGUGGCGUACUUCAAAUGACCAACAUGGCAACAACGAUAAUACCGCCACCUAUCAUCUCCACAAUUACUGAGUCUGCAGAUUGACCAAACCCGGUGUUGACCACACAAAUGAGUUUUUGUGAUGGUAAAUAUUGAACAGGUUUAACAAUUAUGACUGUGAGCACCAACCUUUUUCGGAGCAGAGGCGUAGGAAAAUGACGUUUUAACACACCACACCCCACAAACUAAUCUCUCAGGAUAAUCUUUUCGCCACGUCCGAUAAUUGGGACUUUGCUGACUUUGAUCAGAAGAAGCGAAAAAUUUGGCCGGAUUAUCCGUAUGUGUGUACCUGGCAUUAGUAGUUGUGAUUAAUUGCUCUCAAUAAGACCUGACUCAUCAGUGUAUUUUUUUUUUUGUAAACGACACAGAAUAUUUUAUACCUACUGUUUUAAUUUCCUCUGUCUUUUAAGCUCCUUUGUUCAGGAUACAAGCUAUUCAAUUUUUUGUUCUUUUAAAAAAAGGAAAGAGUUAAAUGUGCUUACGUUGUAACUUCAAAGAAAUAAACAAAAAAAUAUAAUCAUA
Phyllopteryx taeniolatus (common seadragon) is the source of this 3883-nucleotide messenger RNA. RefSeq names its product ubiquitin-conjugating enzyme E2 H-like. The coding region runs from base 683 to 1405 and encodes 240 amino acids. Gene Ontology annotation, cellular component: nucleus. Gene Ontology annotation, molecular function: ubiquitin conjugating enzyme activity. The record is from RefSeq and is a predicted model, not a curated record. NCBI's taxonomy places the organism in Eukaryota, Metazoa, Chordata, Actinopteri, Syngnathiformes, Syngnathidae. Gene Ontology annotation, biological process: protein polyubiquitination; ubiquitin-dependent protein catabolic process. The transcript has 7 exons.